Daldinia caldariorum is the source of this 1717-nucleotide messenger RNA. Its product is annotated as glycosyltransferase family 32 protein. Lineage: Eukaryota; Fungi; Ascomycota; Sordariomycetes; Xylariales; Hypoxylaceae. The transcript has a single exon. The coding region runs from base 303 to 1439 and encodes 378 amino acids. The record is from RefSeq and is a predicted model, not a curated record.
ACCGUCUCCUCUCACACAUUUCGCUAUAUCGCAUCUCACAAUUUAUGGAACAGAUCAAUUCGCAUUGCUGAUGCUGCUGCUACGCGAUAAAUGGUAUAUUAUUACCAGGCACGCAGACAACGGCAGCCAGUACUAGCGAAUGCAACCGGCUAUCCGGCUCUUGGGGUUGCCAAGAAAGACCGUAAUUAAGACGCCGUCCGGGCUCCCAAUUAUUUAUUUUUUAUUUUUUUAUUUUUUUUGUCUGCUUGGGGGACACGACCACGUCGAGGCUGUUUUAGGUACAUAUUCGCAUAUCUCCUAGCAUGUAUCAUUCUAUGAUACUUCCACGCCGUCGUCGAGUUUACUUCUUCUUUCCCAUCAUCAUCGCCUUGGUGCUUCUUAGCCCUCCCAUCUGGCCAUCCGUAAGACAAUUCGGGGACCGAGUGCGCCAAACUUUGCCUUUCGCCUACCAGUGGAAAGUUCAACAAGAAUUCGUACCUACUCAACAUGAGCUCGAUUGCUUGCACGGCCUUACCCCUCGAUUAGCCACCGACAGCAAUAAACCCAUAGAUCCGAUACCCAACCAUGUUCACUUCAUAUACGGACUCAGCAACCCUUACCUCAAGCCUAGUGCAGGUACCUUCGACUUUCUCUGCUAUCUCGCUGUACGAAGCGCCAUCGUGGGUAUGAAGGCAGAGAAGAUUUCUCUUCAUUACACAUAUCUUGCGGAUCCACCGUCACCCGAACCGAAUGCAUCUCCCCUAUCAAACCCAUGGAUACGUCUAUUGAAGGAUGAUAUCGAACUCGUCUACCAUCCGCCCGAAGAGAUUGCCGCUCUGAAGAGCUCUCCCGAUGUGACAUGGCAAGCCGCACAUGUCUCCGAUAUCUUGCGCUUAAAGCUUCUCCAAGAACAGGGUGGUAUCUACAUGGAUAUGGAUGCAUUUGGAUUCCGACCCUUUACUUCCCUUCUAAAUUCCUCACGCGAUAUAAUAUUAGGCCACGAGGGUGGGAACCGUGGGGGUCUAUGUAACGCUAUCAUGGUCGCUCGAAAAAACAGCUCGUUUAUUGCGAGAUGGCUUCGAGAGUAUAACGGCGCGGAUCUUUCCAAGGAGUGGAAUUACCAUAGCGUUGUCCUUCCUAAGGAGUUGGAAUUAGAACACCCGGACGAGGUCUGCACGUUAGCACCGAAUGCGUUUUUCUGGCCGACUUGGACCUGGAGCCAUAUCGAAUUCAUGCAUAAGCAGCUGAGCUCGGACGAAGCGCGUAGGUGGGCAGCGGAGAUAGAUAAGAACGGCGGCAGCCUUUACGAGGAUCAACUCGCCUACCACGCGUGGAGUCAGAUGGCUUGGGAGAGACAUCUCAGCAAGUUGACUCCCGAGAUCGUGAGGACACGUGACACGAGAUUUAACAUUUUGGUUCGAGACUUCUUACAGGACAAUCUAGCAGUUCACCAGAGUUAGAAAGAGUUUUGUCUUGGUUGGGUUCACAUCAUGUCCACGGAGUUGGCUAGCAUAACGUUUAGUCUUGUAUAGUUGAGGGUCCUAAUAUUAAUAUGGGUAAGCAUCUAAAACGAUAGACGGUUGAGUGGUAAUUUCGUAGUCUUCCAUCUACUGCUUCUAGGUACAUGAUAAAUCAUGCUACCUUAGUAGGAGCGGUAUAUAUCGUAGGUCCCUAACGUAGGUACCUGCCUAAUAUAUGCACUUAAAACAACUCUUAAUAACAGAUCUGCAACAGCCAA